Portunus trituberculatus (swimming crab) is the source of this 3682-nucleotide messenger RNA. Its product is annotated as zinc finger protein 652-like. The record is from RefSeq and is a predicted model, not a curated record. Lineage: Eukaryota; Metazoa; Arthropoda; Malacostraca; Decapoda; Portunidae. The coding region runs from base 123 to 2624 and encodes 833 amino acids. Gene Ontology annotation, biological process: regulation of transcription by RNA polymerase II. Gene Ontology annotation, molecular function: DNA-binding transcription factor activity; RNA polymerase II cis-regulatory region sequence-specific DNA binding. The transcript has 8 exons.
GAAGGUAAUGGCAGGCGGUGUUACAAGACGCCGCCAUCUUAUCAAAGUGUGCCUGUAUCUGCUUCCUAUCGACCGCUAUAUUCCCUGCACCACCCUCAGCGCCUCCCACAGCCACAGCCAAGAUGGACUUCGAGGAGCAGCGACGCCUGUUUGCCAUCACCAUCAACAACACCACACCACAGCAGCAACCACAGCCACAGCAGCCACAGCACCACACACCCAUGGCCCCACAGCACACACCAGACACACACACACACACACACACACACACAAGACUAUUGAUGCCAAACCACAUGGAGGCACCAAUAGCCAUCCACCACAGCCUGCCACAGCACCACAUCCUGGCGGUGGGUGGGGCGAUGGUGGAGGGGGCUGUGGCGCAGGACCCUACCACAUCCAACGCUGCUGUGGUAGAGAAGGCUGUGGUGGUGGAGGGCAGUGAAGCACCUCUGGAUGUUGCAGAGACAGUGGGUCAGGGUGUGUCCUGCCAGCGCUGGUGUCUGGUGUGUGAUCGGGGCCUGCCUGCUGCCGUGGAGGAGAGGAAAGACCCCCCCAUCAGCCUGCACCGCGCCACCAUGACUAUCAGCCAGCGGAAACUGAGCGCCAUGCUGAGUCGCCUUGUGGGUCUGGCAACACAGCGCGCCCACAGUGACGUGCUGUGUGGCCGCUGUUUUGGCCUGGUAGAGAAGGUGGACGGACUGGAAAUCGAACUGGCAGACACGAAAAUGGAAUUGAUGCAGCAUUACGAGAGCACUGUGGCGCACCGACAGCCAUCCACCACCAGGAAGGGCAUAGAGAGGCCCUCACUGGAGGUGGACGUGGACUGGGAGGAAUCAAAUGACUCUGAACCACCAGCAGACGACCUCGACAACGACCCAGACUGCCUUGCUAAUGGAUCAGUUGGGCGGCGGAGGAAGGGCGCAGCUAAGAAGGUCAAGAGAAAAGGAGUGAGGCCAAGGAAGGUCAGACUGAGUGCUAAGGUGAAGCAGAUGGAGGGUGAGAGAGAGGGAGAGGGAGAGGGAGAGAGUGAAGGGCAGCCAAGGAAGAGAGGAAGAGGAAGACCAAGGAAGAAGGAUAAAGAGGAGGAUGAAAUGAUACCACCAGGAGCACCAACCAAAGAAUGCCCCUCUUGUAGAAAGGUGGUGCACGCCAAGAAGUACCUGACCCACUUGUCCACACACCGCCUGUUCCCCUGCCCCUUCUGUGACGCUGUGUUCAAGAGGAAGGACAUCAAGACCCACCUUGCUGAGGCGCACCAGGAGGAGAUCCACUACCCGUGCACGGAGUGUGACGAGGUGUUUGACACGUUCAUGCAGCUGCGCACACACUGCCUGGUGGUGCACAUGGGGGUGGAGCGGGAGGAGUACGCUUGCAAGACCUGCGGGAGGAAGUUCUCCUCGCUGACGGGGCUCAAGGUGCACGUGGAGACCAUCCACGAGAAGAGCCAGGUGCACCUGUGUCCGGAGUGCAAGGAGCCGUUCAACCAGAAGGGCAACAUGCAGAACCACUACCGGCGGGUGCACCAGGGCCAGGAGGCACGUAAGCUGCUGUGUCACAUCUGCACCAAGGGCUUCAUCUGCCCCAGCGACCUGCGCAAGCACAUAGAGCGCGUCCACCUCAAGAUCCGCAAGAACGAGGUGAUGUGCGAGGUGUGCGGCAAGCCCUUCUCUGACUCCCGGGCCAUGCGCAUCCACAUCAACGCGGUGCACACCCGGGAGGUGCAGCACCCCUGCCCGGAGUGCAAGAUGGUGUUCCACUCGCUGACCAACAUGGUGACGCACCGCCGCCGCAUGCACGGGGGGCCGGAGGGGCGGCGCAACGUGUGCGAGGUGUGCGGCAAGGGCUUCUGCUCCCCCAGCGACCUCAAGACGCACGUGCGGGUGGUGCACGACAACGUGAGGAAGUACGUGUGUGACAUCUGCGGCCAGGCCUUCAAGGUGUGCUCACACCUCAAGUACCACCGCAGGAAACACACCGGCGAGGCGCCCUACGAGUGCCCUCACUGCGGCAAGUGUUUCCACGGCCCCAGCCACAUCUCGGACCACGUCAAGAAGGUCCACAAGACUGUCUACAUCGGCACAAACCAGCGACGCAAACUCAACCUGCCGGACAGCGCACCGCCACCACCGCCCGGCAUGUUGCCACCGCGAGACUCAAAGCCAAAGCUCAAGCCAGCCUCCCCACCCCUCCCCACCGCCACCACCAACACCAUGCCCCACACCACCUACUCCCAGCCCAUGCCCUGCUCCCUCCCCACCCCUGGCAUCACCACCUUCACCCCUGCCCACCACACCCCAACAUGCUGGCCCCACCCCACCUCCCCAGCCCAACCCCCCUAUGCUGCACCCCCAGGGCCUCAUGGAACACCACAACGCAUACACCAACUUCCAAUUCCAGGUGCAGGAACAGACCCAGCCCCAGCAGUCCCCAGUCCCCAUGGUGGUCAGGCUCCUCCACGACCUCCAGUACCAGUAGACCCCACUCAGACCCACUUAGUCCCCACUCAGACCCAUCCAGCCCCAUUCAGACCUUACCUAGCCACACCCAACCCCAUUCAGACCUUACCUAGCAGCCCCAUGCAGACCUUACCUAGCCACACCCAGACCCAUUCAGACCUUACCUAGCCACACCCAGCCCCAUUCAGACCUUACCUAGCCACACCCAGCCCCAUUCAGACCCUACCUAGCCCCAUUCAGACCUUACCUAGCCCCACCCAACCCCAUUCAGACCUUACCUAGCCCCACCUAGCCCCAUUCAGAGCCACCCAGUUCCUGCUCAGACCCCAAUAGAAACUCCAUCAAGCCCCCAAUCCAGCCCCACAUAGCCCGCAUUCAGAUAACCACCUAGACCCACCAGCCCACACCCAGAGCCUUAUCCAGUCCCAUUGAGACCGAAAUCAGCCCCAUUUAGCCCCUCCCAGCCACACUCAGACCCAUUCAGACCACUCAGCCCUUCACCCAGCCAUCAUCAGACCAUAUUUAGCCCCACUCAGUCCAUACCACUCCUUAUUCAUUAUGUAGACCUCAAACCAGCCCAGUGAAGGCCCCAGGACAGUCAGUUUAGACCCAAUGCAGUUUCUCCCAGUUUAGACCCCAUAGACAGUUUAAUUUAGCCCCCAGUUACCAGUUUCCUCCAGUUAGACCCCAGCAAGGCCCAAAAAUCAGUAAAAACAGUCACUUUAGUCCCAAAUAACCAGUUUCUUCCCAGUUCAGACCCACAGACAGUAUUUAGCCCCAGUUACCAAUCCAGACCUGCAGAGCGUCUAUUUAGCCUCCCAGUGACCAGUUUCUUUCACAUACAGUCUUUCUAGCCCCCAGUUAACAGUUCAGACCCCGAUAGACAGUUUAAUUUAGCCCCCAGUUACCAGUUUCUUCCAGUUAGACCCCAGCAAGACCCCAGGAAUCAGUAAAAACAGUCAUUUUAGUCCCAAAUAACCAGUUUCUUCCCAGUUCAGACUCAUAGACAGUUCAUUUUACUAGUUCAGACCCACAGACAGUCAAUCCUAGCCCCCCCAGUUGCCAGUUUCCCCAGUUAGACCCAAAUCAGUCCCUUUCGUCACCAGUAAACCCAAUUAAGUUAGUCUGCCAUUCAAAGUUUUCGUUUUCUUUCAUUUAUUUUUUAAGUUUUGAUUUAUUUUGUUUAUUUUGUUCUUUUUUUCGUUUUUUUUUUUUUUUUGUCCUAU